Cricetulus griseus (Chinese hamster) is the source of this 2476-nucleotide messenger RNA. NCBI's taxonomy places the organism in Eukaryota, Metazoa, Chordata, Mammalia, Rodentia, Cricetidae. The record is from RefSeq and is a predicted model, not a curated record.
ACAUGAGCCGCUCGCCCUCGGGGUGCGGGGCUUGGAGGGGCCUGCGCCGUGGGCUUCCGCCUCUCCACGCCUGACAGCCCGCGGCGCGCCCGAGGGGAGCCGCCCGUAGACCACGGUGGAACCAUCAUCCGGAUGCCCAGAUGUUUCAUGGAACAAUCACAAAAGAGCUUACCAGCCAUGAAGAAUGGAAUCACUACAAUGAAAAUAUUAUAGAAAACAAGAAGGACUUUGUGUUUGUGAAGUACAAUGGCCUCCACCUGAAGUCCAUGGAGAACCUGCAGUCAUGCAUCUCUCUGAAAGUGUGUAUCUUCUCCAACAACUUCAUCACUGACAUACAGCCCCUGCAGUGCUGUAUAAAGCUAAUCAAACUUGAUCUCCAUGGAAACCAGAUAAAAAUUCUUCCAGACAGAAAUUUUUGGAUUGGACUCAAGAACCUAAAACUCCUCUAUCUCCAUGACAAUAGUUUUUGCAAGCUGAAGAACAUCUGUGUAUUAGCUGCAUGUGCAAGCCUUAUUGGACUGACCAUGUUUGACUGCCCUGUGAGUCUUAAAAAAGGCUACAGGCAUGUUCUUGUAAACAGUAUCUGGCCUCUCAAAGCCCUGGACCACCAUGUUAUAUCUGAUGAAGAAAUCAUUCAGAACUGGCAUCUUCCGGAGAGAUUUAAAGCAUUCAAUCCCAGGCUAUUCUUUAAAUUUUGCCCAGCAUUGAUAAAGGGUUCAACCUAUGAGGAUGAAAUUAAUAAUAUCAAACAUGUGAUUUCAAGGAUUAAUGAGAUUUUGGCUCAUAAUUCACCAGUGUUGAUUAUUCAGAGGUGGAUACGUGGUUUCAUAGUUAGGAAACGGUUGAGUCCCUAUUUUACACAUAAAAGGCAUCAUGAGAAAAUGAUUAGGGUACUUGAAACAAAAUGGAUCUGCAUAGGUAGAAGAAGUGAAGACAAAAUAUUGGAUGAUAUCUUCCUUUUCAAGCCUAAUAUAAACGGGAAGGUUGCACAUUGGAAACAAAUGAGAUGCACUCCUGCUGACUUUAAACAUUCUGCUGACUACAGAAAACACAUUUCCUGUCUUUCAUACGAAUUAAAAUCAAAAGAUAUUGACAGAAAACCACAAACACCAAGCCAUCCCAUUCAGAAAGGUCAGAAGGAGUCUAAAGCUGACUCUGAGGAUGAAGAAAUGGACAUUAGUUUUAGGGUAUCUACCUUGAAGAUUCCUUUAUAUUCCUCUCCAUCGCUCAAGUAUGGUUCAGUGUUGAAGGAGAUGAAACCGGACUACUUCUCAGACUAUCUGCAGCCAAUUCCUGGCACUCAUCCGAAGCCACCAAUUAAAAGAGAGACACUAGAGGAGCUGAAGAAAAGGAAAGAGUUUUUAGCCUCACAGAGGGCAGGUAUGAAGCUCUUCAUGUUUAAUGACCUCGAUAAAUAUCACUCAGACCGAAAGCACCAAGAGAAGCAAGCAGAAAAAUCAGCAGUCGUAGUCUUGGCACAGGCUGCCCGGUCUAGGGCUAGGUACAGCAUUCGAGAGUCUUUAAGGAAGAAGACCAUUUUGGCACAGAAACUGAUGGAAAGGGAUAACGAGGCAAUCCAGAAAGGCUUACGGCAAAUUUGGAAGGAAAAGCUUGCCUACCUUGAAAAAGUUAGAGAGCGGAAAACCAUGUUUCUAGCUGAAAAAAAGCUGAACGCACUUGACCAUUCUUUAGUGCAGAACACCAACAACGAGCGGACCCUUCUACUCAAAGGAAUCUUCCAAGUGGACAAGAUGAAGAAAGAGAUGGAGGAGUUAAGACAGAAGCACCUGAUCGUUGUCGAACAAUGGAGAACAGAAAAGUUCAAGCAAAGUAUGCUGAGGCACAUGAAGGAGAUGAGGGCUGAAGAAAUUCGGAAAAGACACUCUGAAGAGAAGUUUGUUAUUGAUACACUCAUCUUUCAAAAGGCCUUGGCAAGACUAGAGGAGGCUAAAGCAAAGGCUGACUAUAUUAGGACAAAUUACACAUCUAAGUCUUAUAAAAGAGCCUAAGAAUGAACUAGUACCAGUUCACAGAUGACGAAAACUGUAAAUUGUGACCCUAUUUUUAUUGAAAGGAUCUUGAAAUAAUACAUGGAAGAUACGCUCUACCCAAGUGUGUCUGGGCAUGAAUGUGUUCAGGUUGAAAGAGAAGAGAGUUGAGUUUUUCAUACAGAUUAUAUUACACAACUGGCUGACUUUGCACUUGUUAUAUACCUGUCAGUUCAAAAAUAAGUCAAAGCUGUGUGACUUCUUCAAAAAGUCUUUAAAAGCCUGUAGAGUUACAUAGGCUCUGAGGAUGACAAGUUAUGAAACUAUUUUCAAAUUUUCUGCUACUUUCCUUCUUUAUUGCUGAAUUUUUUAAAGAUAUCAUAUUCAGUAAAAUUUUUAAUUACCCAAUUUCAUAUGUUGAAUUAUAAUAUAUUUCCUGAUUAUGCUAUUAAAACAAUUUCUGAAUUUUGUUUCCUUCUUUGUCAAAA